Molecule: messenger RNA, 2666 nt
Organism: Gadus macrocephalus (Pacific cod)
Lineage: Eukaryota; Metazoa; Chordata; Actinopteri; Gadiformes; Gadidae
Gene: ghsra
Product: growth hormone secretagogue receptor a
Biological process (GO): G protein-coupled receptor signaling pathway; hormone-mediated signaling pathway
Cellular component (GO): plasma membrane
Molecular function (GO): growth hormone secretagogue receptor activity
Source: RefSeq, a predicted model, not a curated record
GUGGAUAGAACUCAAGAAGUACCGUGUGUGUGUUUGUGUUUGUGUGUGUGUGUGUGUGUGUGUGUGUGUGUGUGUGUGGUUGUGUGUGUGUGUGUGUGUGUGUGGGGGGGGGGGGGGGGGGGGGGGUGGGUGUGGGGGGGGUGUGUGUGGGGGGGGUGUGUGUGUGUGUGUGUGUGUGUGUGUGUGUGUGUGUGUCUGGUAAGUUUAACGGAUGAAUCGUAGCAGAAGUUGAACGGUCACGCUCCUGAUUUCCCAUCGAUUGGAAUAUCCUUCUCGGCCGUUCUGCAACACGCGUGAUUAAGCUGGCUUGCUUUUACGCAUGGUUAUAGGCAAUCAAGCAAGGGUAGGUAGGCUUUUUUGAAAGGGACAAUGGGGGUUGCAGAGAGCGCCAGGGGGCUCCAGCAGCUCCAGACCCCGCGCGCCUUGAACGGCCAGAGCCAGCUGCGGCCACGUGCAUGACCGUGCGUCAACAGGAUGCCCUCUUGGUCUGAGCGCGUGGAGUGCUUCUACUUCAACUGCAGCAGAGAGGAGAACGAGGAGUGGAACGGGGACCCCUUGCCCCCUCUAAAUUAUUACUCCAUCCCCCUGCUCACGGCCAUCACAGUGGCGUGCACACUUCUGUUUCUGGUCGGGGUGGUCGGCAACGUCAUGACCAUUCUGGUGGUAAGUAAGUACCGGGACAUGCACACCACCACCAAUCUGUACCUGUGCAGCAUGGCCGUGUCCGACCUGCUCAUCUUUCUGUGCAUGCCGCCGGACCUCUACCGCAUGUGGCGCUACAGACCCUGGCGCUUCGACGCGCUCUGCAAGCUCUUUCAGUUCGUUUCCGAGUCUUGCACGUACUCCACCAUCCUGAGCAUCACCGCGCUGUCCGUCGAGCGCUACCUGGCCAUCUGCUUCCCGCUGCGGGCCAAGGCGCUGGUCACCAAGAGGCGAGUGCGCGCGCUCAUCCUGCUGCUCUGGAUCGUCUCCCUGACGAGCGCGGGGCCCGUGUUCGUGAUGGUCGGAGUGGAGCGGGACUACGUAUGGGGCGGGAGCAACGAGUCGAGCUUGGAGCGGGAGGAGAGCGCCGGGGACACACGGGAGUGUAAGAUGACGCACUACGCGGUGGAGUCGGGCCUGAUGGGCGCAAUGGUAUGGCUGAGCUCCGUCUUCUUCUUCAUGCCGGUGUUCUGCCUCACGGUGCUCUACGGCCUCAGCCGCAGGCUGUGGCAGAGACAUCGUGAGAACAUUAUGGGCUCCCGCGUGGCGCAUCGGGACAAGAGCAACAGGCAGACCAUCAAAAUGCUGGUGGUCGUCGUGUUUGCCUUCGUCCUGUGCUGGCUGCCCUUCCACGUGGGCCGCUAUCUCCAGUUCCGCUCCCUUGACGCUCCGUCCCCGAUGCUGUCCGCUCUCUCGGAGUACUGCAGUCUCGUGUCCGUGGUGCUCUUCUACCUGAGCGCUGCAGUCAACCCCAUUCUGUACAACACCAUGUCGUGGAAAUACCGAUGUGCGGCAGUGCGCCUCUUCGGCCUGACCGAAGGCCCCGACCGCGCGGGACGCACCGCCAGCACCCUAAAAGGAGAGGGCUGCUCGCCAGGCUGGAGGGAGUCCACGGUUAGUCUCUAAAUGACCUUGAAGUUUCGGACAUGGACAUACAUUUUUAUCUCAGUGUUGAGACAAGAUAAUAAUUGACUUUGGGGAUGGUUGGAUGUCGAACUUUUCUGUUUCGGGAACAACGGUGGAUGCAUGGCUUCAGUUAUGACUCCCUAGUCCCUGAAUUACGACGCGCUCAAAGGAACACUGAACAUCGAUCCUUGGUUAUCAAUCCAAGUUAUUGCUCAAAGCAAGUGCCAUCUGCUACUCGUGCAUCAUAGUCUGUAUUCAUUAAACAACAAUAAACAUUCUAGCCUUCAGUGCGCACUGCGUAUGCAGAUCCAGUUAGGGCCUGGUGAUCCCAAAUCAGAACAACACGCCAAGCAGUAAACGCAGUUGAAGAAGCACCGCACACAUAUGUCGAACAUAACGAUCACUGUAAUUGCCUUAUGAUGUGAUAAAAUCAUAUUCUGGAUGACAAAGAAACACUGUAGAACUUUGAACCACAUAUCUGCUCUUCAUUCCAGAGGACAGGUUGGUGUGUGUGUGUGUGUGUGCGUGUAUGUGUGUGUGUGUGUGUGUGUGUGUGUGUGUGUGUGUGUGUGUGUGCGUGUGUUUGCGUGUGCGCUUGUGCGUGUUUGUGUGCGUGCGUGUGUGUGCCUUUGUGUGUAUGCCUGUGUGUGUGUGUGUGUGUGUGUGUGUGUGUGUGUGUGUGUGUGUGUGUGUGUGUGCGUGUGUUUGUUUGUGUGAGAGAGAAAAUGAGAAAGACAGACUCAGGUGUUUUGUCUUUUGCCACUAUUCUCUUGGUAUGAGGUAACAGUAUAUAUUAAGUGUAAACAGACUAGUGUGUAAUUUGGAUGUUUUGAAGUUCUGCUUGUGAGCAGAGAUGAAUGGUUAAUCUAGUGAAGGCCCUGCGGCUUGGCCAUGCAUGCCUAUAUCGUGUAGUAUGCUAAUGGACACAUUCAUAUAAGAAACAAAUCUACUUGAACAAAGAAGAAAACAUUUGAAUGCUGAGGAUUCUACAAAAAAAAAAGUAGCCUAAUGAUCGAAUAGGACCAAUUUGGUCUCGGUGGUGGAUAACGCUGUGAAAA